AAUAUAUUUAAAGAGAUGAAAAUUUAUAUAUAAAGCAUCUUCAGCCUUCUCUCUAUUUAUCAGCUAUUAAUAAUGAAAUUUCAUAUAUAAAAUGUAAUUUCCCCAAAAAUGGAUGCAAGCAUUAAAUCUGAAGGAGCAUUGCUAAGAGGAAAUAUGACUUUUAGAUUUUGUGAUGUGAUUUUGAUCAGCUCAAGAGGAUUUUGCUUAAGAUGAGUAAACCGAAGGGACUUGAGCAGAUGCACUUGAAUUUGUUAAAUUGAGUUUUACUGGCUGUAAGAAAUCUCACCCUCCGUGUGAAUGAAGCGACUGUCUGUGUGAAUGCUGAGAUGAAUUCAUAUGCUUCCCGUACAUUUGUUUCAUACAGACUGAACAAUUGUGGCCCCUUUAUUCUAUUCAUUAAGGUUCAGUGUAUGUUUGCCAGCCUACAUCUGCAAGGGAGUUGCAGAAAAGCCUCAUGUUCAUCGAGCCGAGAUGAGUCGAGACAGCGGGUUAAAUUCACAGACGAGCGUGUCUGCAAAUCGCACCUGCUCAACUGCUGCCCACAUGACAUCCUCUCUGGAACGCGCAUGGACCUUGGCGAAUGCUCUAAGAUACAUGACCUGGCGCUGAGAGCAGACUAUGAGAUCGCGUCUAAAGAGAGAGACCUGUUCUUCGAACUGGAUGCGGUGGAUCACCUGGAGUCGUUUAUUGCCGACUGUGACCGCAGGACUGAGUUGGCCAAAAAGCGUCUCGCUGAGACACAGGAAGAGAUCAGCGCUGAGGUGGCCGCAAAGGCAGAAAAGGUUCACGAGUUGAACGAGGAGAUCGGGAAGCUGCUGGCGAAAGCUGAACAGCUCGGCGCUGAGGGGAAUGUGGAUGAAGCCCAGACAGUUCUACAGGAGGUUGAGAGAGUCCGAACUAAGAAGAAGGAUGCAGAGGAAGAGUACAGGAACUCUAUGCCCGCCUCCAGUUUCCAGCAGCAGAAGUUGCGCGUCUGUGAGGUUUGCUCUGCCUAUCUUGGUCUCCAUGACAAUGACCGGCGUCUCGCUGACCACUUUGGCGGCAAACUGCACCUGGGCUUCAUUCAGAUCAGAGAGAAGCUGGAACAGCUGAAGAAAACCGUGCAGGACAAACAGGAGAGACGGAACCAGGAGCGACUGAGGAGGAGGGAAGAGCGGGAGAAAGAGGAGAAAAUGAAAAAACAGACUAAGUCACGCAGCCGAGAACGCAAGAGGUCUCGUUCUCGCGAACGUGAUCGAGAGCGCAGACGCCGACGUUCCCGCUCUGCAUCACGAGAGAAGCGCCGUUCCCGUUCUCGCUCCAAAGAGCGCGACAGACGCCGGCGGCACCGAUCUCGAUCCAGAUCCCGCUCGCGCCACAGCCGAGAACACUCACACAAGUCUUCACGGGACCGUGAUCACGAGAGGGACAGCAAGCGCAGUUCAUCCGAGCGGAGAUCAGACGGGCUGAACGGGAGGACGGAGUCUCGCCGUCACGAUGACAGAGAGGCUGGAGAGAUCUGAAUCGUCUCGCUCUACCAUAACAAACACACAGCGCGCGCUCAUUCAUAUAUAUACCCACUUUUUUAUUUAUCAUGUUUGCUUGGUCCGUAGUAAACUGCCCACGCCCUGUUUCAUUACAGUCUUUGUAGUCUUUAAUAUCUCAGUCCAGUGAGACCUAAACCUGUCGGAUUCACUGUCAAAUGUUGAAAUGACGAUUGUGUGUGGAGAAAAUGUUUUAUUUUCUCAAAAGUAUGUACUGCCACUUUCUUUGCCCCUCCAUAAUGUCUGUUAUUUUUUGGGAUUGGGAUUUUAUUUUGUACAGUUUGUCCUGAGUGGAUGUGUGCAUGUUUUG
Molecule: messenger RNA, 1833 nt
Organism: Sinocyclocheilus grahami
Lineage: Eukaryota; Metazoa; Chordata; Actinopteri; Cypriniformes; Cyprinidae
Product: putative RNA-binding protein Luc7-like 1
Exons: 10
Coding region: 327-1502 (391 amino acids)
Biological process (GO): mRNA splice site recognition
Cellular component (GO): U1 snRNP
Molecular function (GO): mRNA binding
Source: RefSeq, a predicted model, not a curated record